AUGCCCGACCAACCACGACAACUCCACCUAACAGCCUUCAUGCGCCCAGUCUCUCUCCAUACCGGAGCGUGGCGCUACCCAAACUCCUACCCAGACGCCAACUUUAACUUCACCCACAUAACCCACUUCGCGCAGAAACUUGAAGCAGCGAAAUUCGACGCCUUCUUCAUGGCCGACCACCUAGCCGUACUAAACAUGCCCAUCGAAGCCCUGAAACGCAGCCACACGGUCACCUCAUUCGAACCAUUCACUCUUCUCUCUGCCCUCUCCACCGUGACGUCGAAAAUCGGCCUCGCCGCAACAGCCAGUACAACAUACGACCUCCCAUACCACGUCGCACGCCGGUUCGCAAGCCUAGACCAUCUAAGCAACGGUCGCGCAGCUUGGAAUAUAGUGACAACGGGGAACCCGGAGUCGAGUCAUAAUUUUGGAUUCGACGAGCAUAUGGCUCAUGGCGAUCGAUAUAAACGCGCGCGGGAAUUCUACGAUAUUGUCACUGGGUUAUGGGAUAGUUUUGCCGACGACGCAUUUACACGAGACGUCGAGAGUGGUGAAUUCUUUGAACCGAAUAAAAUGCACCGCUUGGAUCAUGAGGGUGAUGAGUUCAAGGUUCGGGGGCCGUUGAAUAUCGCCCGGCCGCCACAGGGGUGGCCUGUUAUCGUGCAGGCUGGACAGAGUGAGGCGGGACGACAACUUGCUGCUGAAACUGCUGAGGUUGUUUUCUGCAGUCCGAAGGAUAUUGAGAGUGCUAAGGUGCUUUAUGCUGAUAUAAAAGGGAGGGUUGUGAAGGCGGGACGAAGGAGGGAGGAUUUGAAGAUUUUGCCUGCAGCUAUGAUCAUUGUUGGGGAGAGUAAGGAGGAUGCGCAGGAAAAGAGGCUACUUUUGGAUUCAUUGGUGCAUUAUGAUAGUUCUAUUGCGUCUUUAUCUGUUGCGCUGGGGGUUGAUGUUGGCGGACUUGAUCCGGACGGGCCGUUGCCUGAGGACCUGCCUGAAACGAAUGCGAGCAAGACAAGUAGGGAGGCUGUUGAGAGGUUGGCUGCUAAGGAGGGACUCACCAUUCGACAGCUCGCGCAACGGUAUGGAGGUUACUCUGGGUUGGCGUUUCUGGGCUCACCCAGUGGUAUUGCGGAUGAAAUGGAGGCUUGGCUGCGGGAACAGGCUUCCGAUGGUUUUACAUGCGUGUUUCCAUUCUUGCCUCAGGGAUUGGAGGAAGUCACAGACAAGUUAAUUCCGGAGCUGCAGAGACGAGGUUUAUUCCGUCAAGACUACACCGGUUCGACACUACGAGAGCAUUUUGGUCUGGAAAGACCGGAGAAUCGCUUUUUUAGCAAGGGGCAAUGA
This is a messenger RNA of Penicillium atrosanguineum, 1341 nucleotides long. RefSeq names its product LLM class flavin-dependent oxidoreductase. Gene Ontology annotation, molecular function: monooxygenase activity; oxidoreductase activity, acting on paired donors, with incorporation or reduction of molecular oxygen. The transcript has a single exon. The record is from RefSeq and is a predicted model, not a curated record. Bases 1 to 1341 code for a protein of 446 amino acids. Lineage: Eukaryota; Fungi; Ascomycota; Eurotiomycetes; Eurotiales; Aspergillaceae.